AUGUCCAGAAGAAGUGAGCUGCAGUUCUACUUUAAAACAGGUGCAACUAGAUCUGCUUUACUCCUGUAUCAGGAUAACAAAAUAAAGAACACUGAUAACGAUUUCCUUGAAAUGUCCUUGAACAGUGAUGGCUACGUUCAGCUUUACGUCCGGGGAAAUCGGUGCUUCCCUGAGAAACGCACGAUUCGUCAAAACUUUACCGACGAUACCUGGCAUCUGGUGACAAUUGCAAGAAAUAGUUUUCAUCUCAAUUUCAGCGUCGAUGAUAUUACAGCUGAAACGAUCUCUUGCGUGGCACCUCCACAGUUAUCUGGAUUCGAUGGCAAAGCAAUCAACUCUCUUUACAUUGGGGGAAUUCCGUUCCUUGAUUCCCAGGGAGAUCCAACCCUCAAAGCAUGGUCCCUGACCGGUCUGUUCCAAAAAGUAGGCCAAGAAUACAGGUGAGAAACGAGAAAGAGAGUGGCGUGACAUAGCGAGAUGUGCGAAAUAACGAGAUAGGUAAAAAAGUCAAUUGUAAUUUCUUUUCAGACAUCGUUUGCAAUACAAGUCUGAUUGAAAAUUUGUUGUAAUAAACUGUUUUGAUUCAAUUCCUGGGUAAAGUAACUAACUUAAUUAUGCUAUUGCGAGUGGUUUUCAUUUCAAUGCCUUAUGAUUAUUCAAAAUCAAAAUUGAUAACAUUUUGGUUGAAGUAGUAGAUGAGUUGUGUGUCUGCCCUAUUCAACAUCAUAAAACUGAUUUUCAGCUUUGAGCCGCUGACGUCAAAAGUGAAAAGCUUAUUGGAUUAAUUUUAAGGCUUAUUUGAUUUUCAUGGCAGCCAGUCAAAAUUGGCUGAUUUUUUGCGCUGUAGAAUAGUUUUCCCGUAAUUUUUAUUGAUAUUUAAAACAAAAAAAAUUUCUCGAUGUCGUUUUAAGUAGAAAAUGUCACGAUGUUAUAAAUAUAUGUGAUAGAGAAAAGCCGCAACUUGCUUUUAACCCAAGAUUACAGAAAAAAUCUACUGAAUUUUUUUCUCUCCUAAAGCAAUCAUAUAUAUCUACUUCUUUUAAAUAAAUUUUUCCUGCUCCUCUAGGUAAAUGAAGAAACAAACUGGAGAUAUCAAUUUCUUUUUCUCUGAUUUUCAGCUGGUUUCAAGGAUGUAUUGCUCUCGUGAGAUACAGCACCGAUGCGAAGCGAUUUCGGAAUGCUAGGCUCGUACGGUAUGACGGUAUUUCUAAAAACUGCAGUGGUGAGGCGUGUUCAAGUGCGGAACAGAAUAAGUGUCAAAAUGGAGGGCGCUGUGUUGAUCUGGUGGUCAGGGCCGAAUGUGAUUGUGAGAAAACUGGGUAUUACGGUCGCUUUUGUGAACAAAAAGGUAUAAUUCACUCACUAGACAUAAUGUUUUCUAUUUGAUUACAUUAUCCUUUUGAAAUUCCUUUUUUUUUUUAAUUCCUUUUGGGGAGCUAUGCCCUACUAGCUCUGCAUACGACAUUUGAGUUAGCCAAAAUACCUUAAACCUGCAAUUUAACUCCAGGUAUUUGUUGCCUUUCUUGUUAAUUAAAGUGAAUCUCUAAUACAAAGUAGGUCACACAUCCUGUCUGGGCAGUUCUGCGCAGAAAGGCGACUGCACAUGGCUGAAACCUGCAAGAAAGUGGUCUGCUAUCAAAGACCCCUUGAGGAGGAAAAAUUGGUCUCUUUUUUGACUUCAUUACUUUGUACUUUGUAUGACUUUGUGUAAAUUUCGUAUUGAUUUAACUUUUCACCUUCAUCAUCAUCAUUGAGAGAAGGGUGUGCCUAAUGUAGAGGUUGCUGAGACGAAUUCGUCUCUAAUAAAAGUUGAAAAUACAUUUAGCUAAUUGCUUUUCCCUAAGCAGCAAAAAGAUAAUCGCUUAUAUGAAAUUAACCAAUUUUGCUUUACACCACCCCACCACGAUCUUCAAAAUUAACUUUUUUAAUAACACAAUCAUCAUACUAAUAGCGCAUCAAAAGUUAAUGGGUAUAAAAAAUUUUCACCGCAGUAGUAAAGAAGUAUAUCAACUCAACAGGAUCUUCACAUGUGAAUAGAAUAGUUUCCAAUGGAACAGAUGUCACCGCACAGAAAAACAACACCAAAGACGACGACAAUAACGUCAGUAGCGGUGGAGAUGUAGGAGCAGGUAAUGGGGAUGGCGACAAUGUAAAUGAUCCUGAUAAAAGCACCAAAGGAGUAGCAGUGAGCGAAAGCAAGAAAGCCCAUAAUGAAGUUUCACCUCUGGUCGUUUCGCCGCCGGUUUGCUUUUUUCUUUACAUGACAGCUUUACUCAUCGACAUUGAUGUAGCAUGAUAGUGUCCUAGUCCUCUGAAAGCUGGAGUCUCGGAAGAAUCUCAAGCCUCAAUAGUGUAGAUAAAAUUGCGCUUAAUGGAGGGGUAGGUUCGAGAGUCGAUCAACAGGCUGUUAGGUGACAGAAUAACCGUAUAAAUACUUCAUACUAUCUAUCUUUCAGAGGUUUAGACAGUGAGAAUCUUUCAGCGUGGUAACCGCUUCAGAAAUUCUCACCAGUUCCCGUUAUUCUGCAAACAGUAAACUACAUAGGUUCUAUAAGAUAUCAACACCAAAAAUUUCAUAACUGAUUUUGUCCAACGGUUUAUUAAGUGCGCAAUCUGCACCAUGUUGUCACUUUUCAUUCGUUCUCUGCAGAAAAGUAUGAUUGAAUUUAAGCAGUGAAUGACUCACGUUAUUAGUUUUAUUUAAAGAGUAUUUCUCUCAUCUGUAUUUAAAAUAACCAAUGGAUUUACGCAGGAAAUGUGAAACUGUGUAGAUUAAGUAAUUAUUAAUAUGUAUCUACACGCAUCUUUUAUACAAUAAUAAUCACGUUAAAGAAGAAGAAUGUAACUAUAAGAUAUUUAAAAAAUGUACUUCCUGUCUUAAAGAACGUUUUCAGUGAGUUUUUAGUGUAGCUAAAGAGUGGCGUAUUACCACAGCUCGUCAGAUCAAGAAAAAUAUAACAACUUAAUGAGAACUUAAAGCGAAAAAAGCGAACAACCUUAGGCGCGGGGAAACGUAAGUGGCCAAGGCGCGAUUGGUAGAAGUUUUGCCUCUAAUUGGCUGGAACGAUGGCGCAAGCUUUUAAAAUUUCUCUCAGCACUUGAGCGUAGUUUGUUUUCAAAUACAUAUCAGUCGUUGACAAGAAGGCUGAGACAACAAUAGUAGUGCUGCUGCUGUAUGUAGCAUGUCAAUCAAUAAUUUUGAGUGAAAUUUAACAUGUAGGGCAAGUCAGGAGCCCAUUACUUAAUGCGAGUGACACACAGAUUUACUUAAAUAAAAAUUGAAAACUUCCAUCUCUUGACUCAUUGUGUUUUUACUGCUCCGUAACCUCGCAGUUAAAUUUUUUUUACGAAUGAUAAUAAUAAUAGUAAUUAAUAAUAUUGAUAAUAAAGCAUUUCUCUUUCACACAAAAUGGAAGUUCGUCUUAUUUUCAGCAGUCAUCUCUUUUUCAAAAAAUGCCACAACACCUGCGAUGUACAAAGUCCUCUCUCUACUUAUAAAACUAUGGGCGCGCAAAAGGGGAAGGGUUCACAUAUUCUUUGUCUUCCCACGCUCCUUCACGCUUCGCUCUUGUUACUAGUCUCUCGCAAGUUAUUGCGUGCUCAGUCGUUAAGGAUGAUCAAGAAACGCCCUUCAAACUGAUUAGAUGAGUUUUGGAACUCGGUAUAUCUGAAUAUGAAUAUAAUAGAUAACAGAUAACAUUCAAACCCCAGAAAAACAGAGUCUGGACUGCCAGUGAGGUAAGAAGUAGUUAGUUUUUUUCAUUCAUAACGUGAAACAAUUAGUCGUACCAUUCAGUCUGGUAUUAUUGGGUUUGGUGACAUAUCGACAAUAUCAGGUUAGUCACGAGCAUCUACUUCAGCAAAAAAUUAAGCUGACACAGGGUAAAUAAAUGCAAUUAGCUUUCCCAUAAGUAGCCAAUUAGAGACAAAAGUUUUAACGAUGGUUUCAUAUUCAGUGGACACAAAUGAUCGAAUGCCCCCUUUAAAACCUAAAAAUGGUCAAAUUAAUCAAAGCUCUAAUUUCUUUUGGUAAUUAUUUUUUGUGUAGUUUUGUUUUCAGGCAGUUGGGUAUAGAACAUAAGAACUAGACAUUUUGAUUUCUUGUUAAUUUGCUUUUAAAUUUUUAUUUUCAGAAACCUUCAUGCGGUGAUUAGCGAUGAGACAAGAAGACCACAAUUUAAAACUUUCAAAAAUCGAUAAAUAAUGGGUGCCGUUGCAAGUGGAAAAGAAAAAACGAAAACAAGGCCAUACAGCUGUCUUCGUGUAAGCAUGAUAACUGCAACCUUCGUUGUCAAGGAAUUAAACGUAUGGGGAAAAAGGAGCAAUGUGAAUGUAGUGAUGUGAAACUUUGAGGAUUAUUUAAUAUUUAAACCAAGACUCUUCAGAGAGACUAGGGUGAAAAAUUUAUUAUAAUGGAGCAAUCUUAAUUUAAUCUACCAGUUGUCACAGUGGAUCCCUAUGGGAGAUACUCUCAUUCUCGUUAACAACCAAGUGAUACCUUUCAAUAUUCGGUAGUGGAGUUCAGACACUUUCUCUACACCCUUGACAGUGGAUAAAAUUGAUGAGAAUUAUAACGUCAAGCAAAAUUCUGAAAGGCAUAUCAGUUAUUACUCGUUGUGAGCAAAGAAAAAGGAAACUGCAAAAAGUUGCGUCAAAUCCAUGCCUCGAUGUGCGCCUAAAAUCAUCCAAGCUAUCCAGAGAACACUGAGCCAAUGAAAGGAGGUGAUAAAUAAUGUUAAUUGAACUGAGUGGAGUGCAAUUUGGGCUAAAAUCAUACGCGUGAUUUGAAAUCAUAAGUAUGAUUUCAGACCAAAAUUUCACAACACGAGGUUCAAUUACCACUUUAUUACAUCCAUUUUGAAAUCGCCCAAGUACAAGACUUGGUCAGUUCAAUGCAGUACUGAGUCGGUUUAAAUUAAAUUCAUCCAUUCUUUGGGGGGAAAAAAUAAGAGUUUUGGAAACAGCAGAAUUUGCCUCGUGAUACUCAUUGUAUUUAAUUUUCCUGCAAUUUGAUUGGUUAUUUUCAGUAAACCUUGAAAUCUGAUUGGUUGUGUGGUUUUUAGUGUAGCCUCCUCAUUGGCUGGGAAAAAGAUGCGAUUUAAAGCAAAAAAUGGUACGAUUCAAGAAUAAAUCGCACCAAUUAGAGCCAGUCAGAUUACAGGGACCACCAGUGAUUUCAAAAUGGGUGUAAUAAAACUUUAAAACAGACUUCACAAAUAGUCACAAACAUAAAAUAUUUUAAUGAGAAUCAUUUCCGUUAAUUUGAAUGGCAAGUCUCAAUGUACACAUUUAGGAACUGAUACUACAAAUCGAAUGAUAUAUUUCUUUCUAGUUGGGCAUGUUAAGAUGGUCUCUUUAAUAGGAGAUCAGAGCCGGCUCGAAAAGGAUAUACUUUUGCCAUAUCAUAAUUACAAUCAUUAUCGUUAUUAUAAGUAUUCAAGGUCAUCAGAGCUUAUAGCUUUAAAAUCGUUCUCAAAUAACUAGCUAUUGUAUUGGUUUACCAGUUUGUCAAAAAACUCAAAUAUAUCAAUUGAAGACUCCUUUAAACAGGGUUAAACUGUGUUUGAUUAAAUAUUUCGCUUAUACAAUGAAACACGUGUUAUAAGCGAUAUAACAAUAAAAUAUUAUAAUAAAUGGUUCACAAAGUGAUAACAAACGCAGAAAAUAGAAAAUCGAGGAGAUCACACAUGAAAAGCAGAGCUAAAAGAGAUAACAUCAUCUUGUUUUAAGUUACCAUGGCAGCAUCUCCCUUUAACGCGAAUAUAUUGAAAAUAAUUUACGUUUGUUUGGUUUUGUGUGGUAUUUUGGUACAAGUCAUGAUUUGCGUGCACGUCAAUUCGCCGGAAAGAAACUCUAAAGAGAACUUGAAAUGACCAACAUCAAUCGAAACCACUCUCUGAAAUGUGAAAAAAAAACUCUUCACCGCAAAAGCAUUAAGAACGAUUGUCGCGUGUGAACACUCAUGUUUAUUUUACAAGAGCAACUUUUAGAGAAAAACAGAAGGCAAACUGUGAAUAAUUAUUUGAUGGGCGGUCUUUCCUGCAUUUUCUUUUACCAUAAUUCCGUUUUAUGUUGCUUUUUAUUAAAAUGUGAGCUCCCAACGUGAUCGCAGUAAAAACGGUUUUGCUGUGGGGUGGAAACAAAACCAAACGAGACGCUCGCAUUUUGGCGUCAAAUAAUAUCAAGUUGUAAAUUUUUAAUGGAGUGACUCAAAAAAUGAAUAGAUAAAUACUCCAUAUUUUGUAAACAAUUAAAGGCCAGGCUAAAAUCUUACCCAAGCGAAUGGGGUUAAUUUUUAUCGCUGAGAAAAUUGUUUUAAAAUAGUAGAGGAUGAAAAUAACGAGCUGAAAAAACCAAUCUUGCCUGUGAGUGGCCAAAGAGAAAAUUACAUCUAAAUAGAACACAUCUUAUCUCUUUAAACUUUGUCGAAUAACCCAAGGUAAUGAGACUUCAAUGUGGAAAACAGGCGAAUUGGCAAUAGCGCACAUUUAUUACGCUUGCUACAAGGGUUCGGAGCGAUAUGGCUUUUAAGAGCUGGUUAUAAUUCCAACAGUUAACUCAAUCUGAUGACGUUUGCCUUGGUGGAGAGCUGUUAUUAUUUUGUUCUUCUUCUUGAGUUUCACGCGAUAAACUCAGAAUUCGUGUUUGCCAAUGAGCUCGUCUCAUCUUGCGAUAGUGACUAUGCGGUCGGCGGCCGAUGGGAACCUGCGAAUCAUUUUAUUUGUGCGUGCGAUUAAAACACAGCGCACGUUUGCCCGCUGUUUUAAAGCUUCACAAUGUAAAGAGAAGCUAGCUUCAACCCUCUGGAAAUAAAAAAGACAGCCAUUUUGACGUUGGUAAGCUUAGGUUGCAGCCAUGUUAGUGCGAGGUAUUUUCUUCCUCCUUAGUUAUGUGUUGAGUUCAACGUCUCCCUCAGUAAGUCGGGCAGCAGGAGAAAGUGGAGGAUAUUAUUUCUUCGGCGAAGUAACGUCGCAUGCCGAAUAUGAACCGUGGAAUUGGCUUGCCAAUGCCACUCUGCAAUUCUAUUUCAAAACUUGGAGCAAAUCUAAAAUGAUGAUGUUUUAUCAAGAGGAGAAAACACACGGCCAGCACAUGGAUUUAUUCCUGAUAAAGGGGAAACUUCGACUCCGCGUUAAGAUGGGACGAAACAUGAUUUCUAUCCAAAAGCGGUUUAUUGAGGAUAAAGUGGAUUUCGCUGACUCGGGGUGGCAUGAAGUUAAAAUUGAGUUGUUUGGGAGCGAAAUACGUUUUUUUGUUAAUUCAACUGACGGAAACGUAUACAGCGCAGAUCCAAUUCCAUACACAGAGUAUAAUCCGUCUACCACUAGCCACCAAAACAUCGAGUCUCUCCUAAUCGCUGGUCUUCCUUUUAGAAAGGGAUUUAAAGGGUCUGAAAUGUCCUAUCCAAGUUUUUUCUACGAAUUCUACAGGUAAUGUAUCAACUAAUUAUUGUUGAGAUAUGACUUUGUCAUCGUAGAAAUGCGUCAACUAAUGGCUUCUAUAUACGCACUCGAGUUUGCUGACGGUUACAACUAGAACAAGGUCAGGGUCGAGGGUUGACAAAAUGACGUGCCCUCAAACACUCAGUGAAAAUAUCAGCUUAAAACACAGUUGCUUCUCAAAGAAUCGUUGCAAUACUUCAUUUAUUCACCCACUACUUUCCUUUCGUAAGCUUCUUUUCUGAGUGGAAGGAAGGGAGACUGUGUCAUGUAUUUUUCAGUUGCAUAGUUUAUUUACUAUUUCACUGUCAUGUUUCAGUCGUAAAUCGUUUAAACGUUAUAAAACUUUCAUUUGUUUAACCUUCAUAAAUGAAUGAUUAUGGCGUCCGCGCUUUGUUAUUUUUUAAUUCACGCUCAUAUGAAUUAUUAAUCCGUGCACACGACUCUCCCAGUCAACUCAGCGAGAGAUCAUUUCCAAUCAUAGCUUUUAAAUCAUAGAAAGAUGUCAAAUGAUUGUAACGAAAUAAAAAUCCAUCUCCGAGAAAAUUUGAGUCUCAGAUCUAUAGAAUUGACAACUGGACACAAAAUAUCUUCUACUAAUCGACGAACGAGUACAAAAGACUCCUAAGUUCUUUCUCCGUCUAUCUACAAACUUGACGCUUUGGACAUUGUUGAUCCUCGUAGUAUGCGGGGUACUUGUCACAUUUGAACCUUUCAUGACACAGUUUACUUACGAGAUCUCUGUAUCUCAUUUGGGAGGGCAUAGUAGGAUCUUAGGUUCCUUUUUGUUCGGGAAAUAAAGUUUUCUCCUUGUUUAACACUCGAGACAAAGGUUGAUAUCUUUCUUUAUUGGACGACCCAGCGAAAAGUUCACCAUACUUCACACUCUAUCUUCAACUAUGCUUUGUAAAACUUUUUUUAACAACUGGAUUCAUUUGAUAACAGAGGGAAUCCCUUAAGCUUCCAAGGAUGUAUUGGCAAUAUCAGAUUCAACCGAAUUCCAAAUGGUCGCUUAGAGCAAGCGAGACUUCGAACUCCUCCAAGAGGGGCGGUGGACAACUGCACUGGAGCAUGCGCAGAACGGACUCAAAGAUGUUCCAAUGGAGGUCGAUGCGUUGAUCAUAUCAAAUACUCCGAGUGUGACUGCACAGGGAUUGGGUACGAAGGAGGGAGCUGCGAAAUACGUAAGGCACUUAAAUCAUACUACACCCAUUCUUUUUCUUAAUAGGUAAUUUAGUGUUAACAGCUGGGUUGAAAACGUAAAUUAGCCACCGUAAAGGGUAAAAAAGCUGACGUUUCGAGCGUUAGCCCUUCGUCAGAGCGAUUGAUAGUUCUCUACCUUUUAUGGUAACAGAAAGAGUCAUGGCUACAGAAUAUUGAAAUUCUGACGACGACUCAGAAAUCUGUUCGUCGCCAACACCAACAUCUACCGGUAAGGACUAUUUAACAAAGACUUCUUUUUGACACUAAUCUGUUCAACUCACUCACAUCCCUUCGCAGACAAAUUACAAAAAGCUGCUUUUCUGGUUUUCGCUAACGUCAAGAUUGCCUUCUGUGAAAGUUCUAAUUUUUCAAACCUAUCGCCGAGAGAUAAAAAGAGAACAACUUUGCUAUGUCACUUAUCUUUACUAUCGUCAUUGAGAGAAGGCUGUGGCUAAUGUACAGGUUGCUGGGACGUAUUCAUCUCUGAUAAAUGUUGAAAAUACAUUUAGCUAAUUGCCUUGUCCUAAGCAACUAAAAGAUAAUCGCUUAUAUGGAAUAAACCAAUUUUGCUUUUCACUACCCCACUAUGAUCUUCAAAUCAACUUUUUUAAUAACACAAUCACCAUAUUAACAGCGCAUUAAAAGUUAAUGGGUAUAAAAAAUUUUCCACAGCAGCAGUAAAGAAGUAUAGCAACUCAACGGGAUCUCCACAUGUGAACAGAACAGUUUCCAAUGGAACAGAUGUCACCGCACAGAAAAACAACACCAGAGACGACGACAAUAACGUCAGUAGCGGUGGAGAUGUAGGAGCAGGCAAUGGGAGCGACGACAUUGUAAAUGAUCCAGGUAAAAGCACCAAAUGAGUAGCAGGAAGCAAAAGCAAGAAGGCCCAUAAGGGAGUUUCACCUCCAGUCGUUUCGCCGCCGGUUUGCAUUUUUUAAGUUACUUAAAAAAAUAAAUAAAUAACUCUUUGUUAGCGUAUAGAGUGGUAUGUUGCUAGCAUUAAUCAGAUCGUUUAGGGUAUGUAUCUCGCACCAAUCAGAGCAUCGGUUUUUUGGUUCUUUGGUUUGAGAGGUGUUCAAAUUUCAAUGAAUUAACCCGGGGUUCGUAGACUAGAAUCAUCAUUUAGAAUGUGAAAUGUUGGCUUUUCUGUGUUUUUAACGCGUAUUUUACCACGCUUUGAGAGAAAUGCGAUAUUAUUGGGCAGAUGAACGACAUCAGAUAACCUAUAGUAAACAUGUUACUCGUGCUGUGAAAAUGGUUGAGAGUUGUUCGAGAGGAAGUGGAGUUCUGUGCACCGUAGCACAAUCCUUGUUAUUGUUCCUUCACGACGAGAGUGAUUGGAAAAAUUUUGAAUCAAAUGUUGCUUGAGGUGUUGAUGAGCUGCACCAAACAUGUUGAUUUAAGCAAUUCUUUAACGGCAAGCUGUGUUGCAAGAUUGAUGAUUUGUUGAGUGUGCCGAUUACAUUUUUCUGGAUUGGUUUGCUCGGUGCUAUCUCUAGAUGAGUGUCUGAUUGAAAUUAACCAUAGUCGAUUUUGUGUGGUUCUUAGGAAGCUUUGUCGCCUCGUGUGACAUCGUGUUUAAUUGAUAUGCACUGUUAAGCGGUGUUUUUAUUGAACAAUGAUUUUUCUACGAAAGAUGGCUGAGUUUUCUCUUUGGUGGUUUAGUUGCAGUCAUUUCAUUGUAAACAUCGUUGUGCGUUACUCUUGAAGGGGGUCUUUCGAUGCUAGAAGGUUGAGCAGUUGCAAGUGUGCUGCAAAGUGGGUUUUGUGUCAUUUUUGGCCGUGGAGGAAAAUUGUUUGGCUGUUUCGAGGGUAAUUUUGAGAACACUGGACGAAUGGAAAUGUUUUCGGUACCUGGAGAAAGUGAUCGUGUGGAGUCGUUUAUGUUUGGCCAAGGACGAAUUCAAAUACCAUCGUAAACAUGUUUAUUUUAUUCAUAAAAUGUGCUUCCUACCUCAAAGAAAGUGGCCCGCUAUCAAAGACCCCUUGAGGGGGAAAAAUUGGUCUUUUUCUUAACUUUAUUAUUUUACAUUUUGUUUGAUUUUGAGUAAAUUUCGUAUUGAUUUAACUUUCACUUUCAUCGUCAUCAUUGAGAGAAAGGUGUGCCUAAUGUAGAGGUUGCUGAGACAAAUUCAUCUCCGAUAAAUGUUGAAAAUACAUUUAGCUAAUUGCCUUAUUCUAGGCAGCUAAAAGAUAAUCGCUUAUAUUUGAAUAAACCAAUUUUGCUUUACACCACCCCACUAUGAUCUUCAAAAUCAACUUUUUUAAUAACACAAUCAUCAUAUUAACAGCGCAUCAAAAGUUAAUGAGUAUUAAAAAUUUCCACCGCAGCAGUAAAGAAGCAUAUCAACUCAACGGAAUCUUCACAUGUGAACGGAACAGUUUCCAAUGGAACAGAUGUCACCGCGCAGAAAAACAACACCAGAGACGACGACAAUAACGUCAGUAGCGGUGGAGAUGUUGGUGCAGGCAAUGGGGAUGGCGACAAUGUAAAUGAUCCAGGUAAAAGCACCAAAGGUGUAGCAAUGAGCGAAAGCAAGAAGGCCCAUAAUGGAGUUUCACUUCUGGUCGCUUCGCUGCCGCUUUGCCUUUUUCUUUACAUGACAGCUUUACUCAUCGGCAUUGAUGUAGCCUGAUAGUGACUUGGUCUACUCCUCUGAAAGCUGGAGUCUCGGAAGAAUCUUAAGCCUCAACAGUGUAGAUAAAAUUGCGCUUUAUGAAGGACUGGGUUCGAGAGUAGAUCAACAGGCUGUUAAAUGACAGAACAACCGUAUCAAUACUUCAUAUUAUCUAUCUUUUAGAGGUUUAGAUAAUGGGAAUCUUUCAGCGUUGUAACCGCUUCAGAAAUUCUUACCAGUUCCCGUUAUUCUCUGCAAGUAACAAACUAUGUAGGUACUAUAGGAUAUCAACACCAAAAAAUUUCAUAGCUGAUUUUUGUCCAAUGGUUUAUUAAGUACACAAUCUGCGUCAUGUUGUCAUUUUUCAUUCGUUCUCUGCAGAAAAGUUGGAUUGAAUUUAAGUAGUAAAUGACUCACGUUAUUAGUAGUAUUUCUUUCAUCUAUAUGUAAACUAACCAAUGGAUUUACGCAGGAAACGUGAAACUGUGGUGAUUAAGUAAUAAUAAGUAUGUAUUUACACGCCGCAUUUUUUAUGCAAUAAUAAUCACGUAAAAGAAGAAGAAUGCAACUAUAAGAUAUUUAAAAAAUGUACUUCCUGUCCUAAAGAACGUUUCCAGUGAGUUUUUAGUGUAGCAAAAGAGUGGUGUAUUACCACAGCUCGUCUGAUCAAAGAAAAAUAUAACAAUUUAAUGAGAACUUAAAGUGAAAAAAGCGGUAACUACCUGAAGCGCGGGAAAGCGUAAGUGACCAAGACGCGUUUAGUUGAAGUUUUACCUCUAAUUGGUCGAAAAGAUGGCGCAAGCUUUAAAAUUUCUCUCGGCACUUGAUCGUAGUUUGUGUUAAAUACAUAUCAAUCGUUGACAAGAAGGCCGAGACAACAUCAGUAGUACUGCUGCUGUAUGUAGCAUGUCACUCAAUAAUUUUGAGUGAAAUUUAACAUGUAGCGAAAGUCAGGAGCCCAUUACUUAGUGCGAGUGAAAUACAAAUUUACUUAAAUAAAAAUUGAAAACUUCCAUCUCUGUUUUUACUGCUCCGUAACCUCGCAGUUCAACUCUUUUACGAAUGAUAAUGAUAAUAAUAAUACCAAUAGUAUUACUAAUAAAGCAUUCCUCUUUCACAUAAAAUGGAGGUUCGUCUUGUUUUUCAGCAGUCAUCUCUUUUUCAAAAAAUGCCACAACACCUGCGAUGUACAAAGUCCUCUCUCUACUUAUAAAACUAUGGGCGCGCAAAAGGGGAAGGGUUCACAUAUUCUUUGUCUUCCCACGGUCCCUCACGCUUCGCUCUUAUUACCAGUCUCUCGCAAGUUGUUGCGUGUUCAGUUGUCAACGAUGAUUAAGAAACGCCCUUCAAACUGAUUAGAUGAGUUUUGGAACUCGAUAUAUAUGAAUAUAAAUAUAAAGAUAACAUUCAAACGCCACAAAAACAGAGUCUGGACCGCCGGCGAGGUAAGGAGUAGUAAGUUUUUUUUCAUUCAUAACGUGAAACAGUUGGUCGUACCAUUCAGUCUGGUAUCAUUGGGUUUAGUGACACAUCGACAAUGUCAGGUUAGUCACGAACACCUAUUUCGACAAAAAGAAGCUUACACGGGGUGAAUAAAUGCAGUUAACUUUCUCAUAAGUAGCCAAUUAGAGACAAAAGUUUUAAUGAUGGUUUCAUACUCAGCGGACACAAAUGAUCGAAUGCCCCCCUUAAAACCUAAAAAUGGUCAAAUUAAAUAAAGCCCUAAUUUCUUUUGAUAAUUAUUUUUUUGUGUAGUUUUGUUCUCAGGAAGUUGGGUAUAGAACAUAAGAACUAGACAUUUUCAUCUCUUGUUAAUAUGCUUUUAAAUUUUUAUUUUCAGAAACCUUCGUUAGGUGAUUGGCGUUGAGACAAGAAGACCACAAUUUAACACUUUCAAAAUUCGAGGCGCACAUUUUUUGUAAAUCAAAUUUUACGACAUUUGCCCUUAGAGGUGAAAAAGAAACAACGAAAACAAGGCCAUACAACUAUCUUCGUGUAACAUGAUAACUGCAACCUUUGUUGUCAAGGAAUUAAACCGGGAUGGGGAAAAAGGAGCAAUGUGAAUGUAGUGAUGUGGAACUUUGAGGAUUAUUUAAUAUUUAAACCAAGACUCUUCAGAGAAACUAGGAUGAAAAAUUUAUCGUAAUGGGGCAAUCUUCUACUUAAUUUGUUUCACCAGGUGCCAUAGUGGUUCCUCUGGAAGUUACUCUCAUUCUCGUUAACAACCAAGUGAUACCUUUUAAUAUUCGGUAGUGGAAUUCAGAUACUUCCUCUUCUCCUUGACAGUGGAUAAAAUUGAUGGGAAUCAUAACGUCAAGCAAAAGUCUAAAAGACAUGUCAAUUAUUAAUCGUUGUGAGCAAAGAAAAGGGAAACUGCAGAAAAAACUGCGUCAAAUCCAUGCCUCGAUGUGCAGUAAAAAUCAUUCAAGCUAUCCAGAGAACACUGUGCCAAUGAAUGGAGAUAAAAAAAACUUCAAAACAGACUUCACAAGUAGUCACAAACAUCAAAUAUUUCAACGUUUUAGAGGAGAAUCAUUUUCGUUAAUUUGAAUGGCAAGUCUCAAUGUACACAUUUAAGAACUGAUACUACGAAUCGAAUGAUAUAUUUCUUAUUAGUUGAGCAUCUUAAGAUGGUCUCUUUAACUGGAUAUCAAAGCCGGCUCGAAAAGGAUAUACUUUCGCCAUAUCAUAAUUACAAUCAUUAUCGUUAUUAUAAGUAUACAAGGUCAUCAGAGCUUAUAGCUUUAAAAUCAUUCUAAAAUCACAAGCUAUUGUAUUGGUUUACCUUUUAGUAAAAAACUCAAAUAUAUCAAUUGAAGAUUCCUCAAAACAGAGAUAAACUGUGUACGAUCAAAGUUUUUGCUCACAUAAAGAAACACAUGUGUUAUAAGCGAUAUAACAAUAAAAUUUUGUAAUAAAGGGUUCACAAAGUGAUAACAAACGCGGAAAAUAGAAAAUCGAGGAGAUCACACAUGAAAAGUAGAGCUAAGAGAGAUAACAUCAGCUUGUUUUAAGUUACUAUGGUAGCAUCUCAUAUAUAUAUAUAUUAUUUUCAACAUAUUGAAAAUAAUUUACGUUUGUUUGGUUUUGUGUGGUAUUUUGGUACAAGUCAUGAUUUGCGUGCGCGUUAAUUCGCUGGAAAAAAACUCUAAAGAGAACUUGGAAUGACCAACAUCAAUCAAAACCACUCACUGAAACGUGAAAAAAAGCUUCACCGCAAAAGCAUUAAGAAUGAUUGUCGCGUGAGAACACUCAUGUUUAUUUUACAAGAGCACCUUUUAGAGAAAAACAGAAGGCAAACUGUGAAAUGUAUUAUUUAAUGGGCGGUCUUUCCCGCAUUUCCUUUCACAAUAAUGCCGUUUUAUGUUGCUUUUUAUUAAAAUGUGAGCACCCAACGUGAUCGUAGUAAAAACGGUUUUGCCGUGGGGUGGAAAAAAAAUCAAACGAGAAGCUCGCAUUUCGGCGUCAAAUAAUAUCAAGUUGUAAAUUUUUAAUGGAGUGAAACAAAAAAUGCACAGAAAAUUACUUCAUAUUUGUAAACAAUUAGAGGCCAGGCUAAAAUCUCAGCCAAGCGAAUGGGGUUAAUUUUGAUCGCUGUGAAUAUUGUUUUAAAAUAAUAGAGGAUGAAAAUAACGAGCUUUAAUACGAAUUCUUUAUACACGGUGCUAAUGAGUUGCAUUUCAAGAAAUAUGAAAAACCCAAACUUGCCUGUGAAUGGCCAAAGAGAAAAUUACAUCUAAAUAGAACGCAUCUUAUGUCUUUAAACUUUGUCAAAUAGCCUAAGAUAAUGAGACUUCAAUGUGGAAAACAGGUGAAUUGGCAAUAGCGCACAUACAUUACGCUUGCUACAAGAGUUCGGAGCGAUAUGGCUUUUAAAGGCUGGUUAUAUUUCCAACAGUUAACUCAAUCUGAUGACGUUCGCCUUGUUGGAGAGCUGUUAUUAUUUUGUUCCUCUUCUUAAGUUUCACGCGAUAAGCUUAGAAUUCGUGUUUGCCAAUGAGAUCGUCUCAUCUUCCGAUAGUGACUAUGUGGUCGGCGGCUGAUGGAAACCAGCGAAUCAUUUUACUUGUGCGUGCGAUUAAAACACAGCGCACGUUUGCCCGCUGCUUUAAAGCUUCAUAAUGUAAAGAGAAGCUAGCUUCAACCCUCUGGACAUAAAGAAAGACAGCCAUUUUGACGUUGCAGGUUAGGUUGCAGCCAUGUUAGUGCGAGGUAUUUUCUUCAGCCUUACCUAUGUGUUGAGUUCAAUGUUUCCCUCAAUAAGCCAGGUAGCAGGAGAAAGCGGAGGAUAUUAUUUCCUCGGCAAACUAAUGUCGCAUGCUGAAUAUGAACCAUGGAAUUGGCGUGCCAAUACCACUCUGCAAUUCUAUUUCAAAACUUGGAGCAAAUCUAAAAUGAUGAUGUUUUAUCAAGAGGAGAAAACACACGGCCAGCACAUGGAUUUAUUCUUGAUAAAGGGGAAACUUCGACUCCGCGUUAAGAUGGGACAAAACAUGGCUUCUAUCCGAAAGCGGUUUAUUGAGGAUAAAGUGGAUUUCGCUGACUCGGGGUGGCAUGAAGUUAAAAUUGAGUUGUCUGAGAGCGAAAUACGUUUUUUUGUUAAUUCAACUGACGGAAACGUAUACAGCGCAGAUCCAAUUCCAUACACAGAGUAUAUUCCGUCCUUCGUUAGCCACCAAAAUAUCGAGUCUCUCCAAGUCGCUGGUCUUGUGAUUGGAGAGGGAUUUAAAUGGACUGAAUUGUCCUAUCCAAGUAUUUUCAAGGAAGUCUACGGGUAAUGUAUCUACUAAUUAUUGUUGAGAUAUGACUUUGUCAUCGUAGAAAUGCGUCAACUAAUGGCUUCUAUAUACGCACUCGAGUUUGCUGACGGUUACAACUAGAACAAGGUCAGGGUCGAGGGUUGACAAAAUGACGUGCCCUCAAACGCUCAGUGAAAAUAUCAGCUUAAAACACAGUUGCUUCUCAAAGAAUCGUUGCAAUACUUCAUUUAUUCACCCACUACUUUCCUUUCGUAAGUUUCUUUUCUGAGUGGAAGGAAGGGAGACUGUGUCAUGUAUUUUUCAGUUGCAUAGUUUAUUUACUAUUUCACUGUCAUGUUUCAGUCGUAAAUCGUUUAAACGUUAUAAAACUUUCAUUUGUUUAACCUUCAUAAAUGAAUGAUUAUGGCGUCCGCGCUUUGUUUUUUUUAAUUCACGUUCAUAUGAAUUAUUAAUCCGUGCACACGACUCUCCCAGUCAACUCAGCGAGAGAUCAUUUCCAAUCAUAGCUUUUAAAUCAUAGAAAGAUGUCAAAUGAUUGUAACGAAAUAAAAAUCCAUCUCCGAGAAAAUUUGAGUCUCAGAUCUAUAGAAUUGACAAUUGGACACAAAAUAUCUUCUACUAAUCGACGAACGAGAACAAAAUACUCCUGAGUUCUUUCUCCGUCUAUCUACAAACUUGACGCUUUCCACAUUGUUGAUCCUUCUAAUAUACAAGGUACUUGUCCCAUUUGAACCUUUCAUGACACAGUUCACCUACGAGAUCUCUGUAUCUCAUUUGGGAGGGCAUAGUAGGAUCUUAGGUUCCUUUUUGUUCGAGAAAUAAAGUUUUGUCCUUGUUUAAUACUGAGACGAAGGUUGAUAUCUUUCUUUAUUGGACGACCCAGCGAAAAGUUCACCAUACUUUUCAUUCCAUCUUCAACUAUGCUUUGUAAAACUUUUUUUAACGACUGGAUUCAUGUCUUAACACAGAGAGAAGCCCAUAAGCUUCCAAGGAUGUAUGGGAAAUAUCAGAUUCAACCGAAUUCCAAAUGGUCGCUUAGAGCAAGCGAAACUUCUAACUAGUCCAAGUGAGGCGGAGAACAACUGCACUGGAGCAUGCGCAGAACGGCCUCAAAGAUGUGCCAAUGGAGGUCAAUGCGUCGAUUAUAUCAAAUACUCCGAGUGUGACUGCACAGGGAUUGGGUACCAAGGAGGGAGCUGCGAAAAACGUAAGACACUUAAAUCAUACUACACCCAUUCUUUUUCUUAAUAGUGCUCUGCCUCUUCUGGUAACAAAAAGAUUCACGACAGCAGAAUAUUGAAAUUCGGUCUGGGUAGGUCGCAAUGAAUGGGAAAAAAAAAGGGGAGGUUGAUUGUCCUUGUAAGAACUGCGUAUUGAAAUCCAAGAAACGUGCUAGUGGCUCAAAAGGCCUCAUAGAAUCAUUUACAAAUGUGCAGUAUAUGAAACUCGUUAAGAUAUUAAAGGAGCAGAACUGUUGCUAACAACAAAAGAAACUGAAACAAUCAGGCUUACAACACGUAUAUCAAAUAUCACUCAAAUAAAUUGGCAGCAUGAGUGAUGAUGAUUUGAUUUGUUAUCCAACCAGGUUCCACAACUGUGUAUAUCAAGGAAAAAGGACACAUAUCGUACAGCUUGGGUAUCGACAGUCCCUUACGUUCAACAGAAAGGAACACAUUAGACUUUCUAUUUCUAACAAAUAAAGCAACCGACGGUGUUUUCUUUUACAUGAGAGGGAAUAAGGAUCACUUGCUUGUAGAGCUUGUCAAUGGGAGAGUGCGGGCUCAAGCAAACGUUGGAGGAGGUGAGGUUCCGUUCGUAUUACGUGACUUUCGCAAAACUUAGUUGAAAGCAGCACUUGUAAGAUAGUGAGGAAGUCACAACGCCUUGAUCGAGUGAGUUUUCCCUCUUUCAUCAUUGCUGUAUCAAUGGUCAUACAUAAUUCGUCCCUAAAUACAAGUGUAUUCUAAUUAAAUAGUAAAAAUUACAACAGCUAAUCAGAAGAAAGAUAAAUAUCACAGAAAGCUGAAAGGAACUCAGAGUAAACGCAGAGGGUCACAAGCCCAAAGAAACACGAGUAGGCAAGUCGCUCUAUCCUUGGGGCGAGGGAUGGCUAUGAAUGCGAGCGAUUUGCUUCGGUUGACAAUUUACUUUUCUUCAAUUUUACUUUAAAAUGUAGAUACUAUUGAAGUACAAAGUGAUAAAAGUUCCUUGAACGACAGCUGUUGGCAUUUCGUGGAGGUCAAACGAAGAAGGUCCCGAUUGACACUAAUUGUUGACAAAGUCAGGACAAGUGGCAAUUCUUCGACUAAAAAGUUCAAAGAACUGAAUCUAAACAAUCACUCUAAUGUCAUAUACUUCGGUGGUGGACCAGCUAAGAAGAUACGAGAAAAAUCAAAAUCAAAAACACUCUCAUUUAACGGCUAUCUACAGAAGUUUCGAUUUGAAGGAAUGGAUGUUCUUGAAAAUGCAUUGUCAAACACAAAUGGUUUUUCUGGCACUGAGGUAAAUCGUAUAUCGUCGAGUAACACAAAUCUGAUAGACGCACAAAUGAACUGUAAGCAGCCUGAUGAUGUUUCAGGCGACUGCUCCAGUGAUGACGACGACUCAGAAAUUUGUGCGACGUCAACACCGACACCCACCGGUAAGGACUAUUUAACGAAUAUUUCUUUUCGAAACUAAUCUGUUCAACUCACUCAAAUGCCCUCGCAGAAAAAAAUUACAAAAGGCUGCUUUUCUGGUUAUCGCUAACAAAAAAAGAAGAGGAAAAAGAAAUUAAAAAAUAUUUAAGUCAAGAUUGCCCUCUCUGAAAGUUCUAAUUUUUUCAAACCUAUCGCCGAGAGAUAAAAAGAGAACAACUUUCUUAUGUCACUGGUUGAUGACCCGGCUACUUAGCAAGCGUGCGAAGUUGCAUUUUUAGAAAAUUUGAAGACAACUUGCGAUAGUUGGUUACCAUCUUUGAAGUCAAAACACGGUUAAAGCCAUGAUAUUUCACAUAAAAUUGUUAAUAGGGAAGAUAUAAAUCACCUGGUUCCCAGAUGUUUCUUCCUCAAGCAUCAAUGCCACCUUGAAUACAGCAGAAAUAAGAGCAAGAGUUCUACUCAAAUAAAUAAAGUUUCAGUCUGAGAUUUAGUUCUCGUAUCUUAGCCACGAUCUGAUCAGUAAUCCACCUUUCGAGCUGCCUAAAACUUCCAUCGUAAAUAAUUUUAUAGAAUUCGGCAUUACGUAAAAUGAACACUCUCAAUCUUAUAAGUUUGUCUAUUCACAUCACCUUUUUGCUGGAUAAUGCAUUGAAACUUUGAGGGUAUGUUAGUCUUGAAUGUAAAGGUAAAUAACGGUGAGUCAUUAUGCAAGAUUUGUUUAACUGUGGUAUUUUGAGGUUUCUCGCAAUCUUCAGGUAACAUUUCGAUCAUUUUCACGGGGAAAAAGAUUUAAAAGUAAGUUUUUCAAUCCAGCCGCAGUUGUGAUUACAUCUGUUGUUUUGUUUCACGUUUAGCCAAACUGAUAACAACAGAGCCUGAGACUUCGGCACCAUCACGUGACCCUCCCGGUGGACCAAAGACCCAGGCAACGGUGGUUGCAGAAUUUCGAAACCCAACACCGAGACCCAGAGGCGUGUCCGCUUGGGUUAUCAUUGUAAUAGUACUCGGAGCAAUGGGUAUCGUCUUCAUCGUGGUGUUUUUACUUUACCGCUGGAAUCAUCGCUAUUCGGGCUCAUUUAAACCCAGUAAAAAUGAAGAGGGACAAAUUCAAGAGCCUGGGUCGGACUCAACUGAGCAGCAAUCCCGGACGUACAAUCAACCAGCGUUUUUCGUAUACAAGCCUCCUCUGAAAAAACCUACCGCUGAUAGUCCAGUGUCGAUUUAGAAGCGCAGUGUAUAAAACAGAGCACGUGGGGCUGAUUGCCAACAUUCUGCAUUGGUAUGAAGUGACGAUGGCGUCACAUUCAAGAAAUCUGAGAAGAUUACUACGUAUAUGCAUGAAAAAUUGGAUGGAUCGACAAUUUCAGAGAAAUUGUGAACUACAGAGCAAAAGUACUCUCGAACAUUUGAUUUUCCUUGACUUCAAAAUCUGAUAAACGAUUUUUUCCAAAUGAUGGCUACAUCCCUUUGUUGACAAAUGCUGACAAUUUGGUACAAUAUUUAAACAGUUGACCGUUUCCUUCAUUCUCGUUCGCUGUCUUUUAGACAGAGUAUUGAAUUGGAAGGAAAGCUAAGGCACUGAUCCGCUAAAGGAGUGAAAGAAAUCCCAACUUCUCUGCAUAAAUACUGCAACUUUGAGCACAAAAGCCUCACAAAAGGGCGGAAUAUUCCUUAUGUUCAAAUACAAAAAAUGUGGUAGAAAAAUUUGGUGGGAUAUCUAAUGACGUUUAGAAAUUAUAUAUCUACUGUUACAUCUAUCAAAUUUUAACCCAAUUAUUUCUGAAGGAAUUUCAGAGAGUUGAAAAGGCUUCAUUUAACUAUAUAGCCUGCCAUUUGAAACUAUGCGUUGUUAUGCUUGCAUUUAUCACAAAAAGAAAGCAAAACAGGUAGGUUACAAAACAAAUCGACCGCUUGAUAUUAGAAUUUGACCAAAAAAAAAACAUUCUUUACUUUUCCGGACUGUAGGCGUAUUGAGAUUGUCAGAUGACAGAAAACCUUAGCCGUCCUAUUUCAUUAUGUAUGGAACGGCAAUAAGAUUUUCUUCUCCGAUUCCUUUAUAAAUAUCAAUUGAAUUUAUAUAGUAAUAUUUGAGUUGUGCCCACUGACUGAAGUUUCUUUCGGUGGAUUCAAAACGUUUGUAAAACUUUUACUCCAAUGAACUUUUACUGGUUGGUCUGAUUUAUGAAAAGAAAGAAACAAAAUGAAACGAGGCAACCUCCGGCUAAAAUUGUAUCAUUCUAAUAGGUUUAAUAGGUAAGUGUGCAUUCAAUUUAACAACAAAGCUUUGUAAGUCUCGGAAAUAAAUAAAAUUUGAAAUUAACGAC
Messenger RNA from Pocillopora meandrina, 20986 nucleotides. The record is from the annotation of a GenBank genome assembly. NCBI's taxonomy places the organism in Eukaryota, Metazoa, Cnidaria, Anthozoa, Scleractinia, Pocilloporidae.